AUGAAACGUCGAUUAGUCCCUUCAAGUCAAUCAAAAUUAAGCAAACUGCAUAUCAACUCGCGUGAGGAAUAUGAAAAAUAUAAAGAGGGAUUUCCUGCAGACGUAAAAGUAUUAGUUUGCUUAACGCUUACUUUUAAAAGUUUUGCAGCGGAACCGCUUUUUUGCUACCAAACGAUUGCAGCAAUAUUAGAGGAGACAUUGACUUUAUUCGAGUAG
Molecule: messenger RNA, 216 nt
Organism: Dracunculus medinensis (Guinea worm)
Lineage: Eukaryota; Metazoa; Nematoda; Chromadorea; Rhabditida; Dracunculidae
Source: the annotation of a GenBank genome assembly